AGCGAGCAGUUGACCUAAUAAUGGACUUGGAAAACAUUAAAUUUGAAAUUCGGGAAGGAAGCCGUAAUGGCUCACAAAAAAAUAAAAUAUUGAAGCUCGGUGAUAUAGCAUACGUCUGUCGCGUGGAAGGCUGCUAAGCCAGACUAUAUUUAAGUUCAGAUAAAACACGUGCUUUUUCGAAUGUUAAUAAUAUGGUGCAUAAUCAUCCGUCCCAAUGUUGCGAAAUAGCAAAACUCGGUGCGGUGUCAGAAAUUAAACAAAAAUGCCAAGACAAUACAAAUUUGGACAUAAAACAAGUUUUUAAUGAUGUUCUUGCUGAAAAAACCGAAGGUGAUGAGGAAAUUGAGGUCAACUUCGAUACUGUCAAACGAACUCUACAAAGAAUAAGGCAGCCAUUCUUGCCAAAGUCUCCAACAACCCCAGAGAGCGUUCGUUUAAUGUUUGAAGAUGAAAACGUCAUGAACCUAUUUGGUAUGACCAAAGGAAAUUCUCCAAAAUGUUUUUUCAAAAAAGUACACGUAUCAAGCUCAUUUGGGUACUGUAUUUUUUCUUCGGACAAGAUAAUUGGUUUAAUUGAAAAUAAUAUUGAAGAGCAAAAUCGUAAUUACCUCAUUGAUGCCACUUUUAAAGUAUGUCCUUUUGGAGAUUUUAAGCAACUUUUAAUAAUUUACAUUAAACAUAUUCAGAAGAUAACGCCGUUUAUAUUCGUAUUGAUGACGUAUAUUGAUUUCAACAUUUGUUGCUUAAAAGGUGCAUCUUUUAUUUCGGACUACGAAAAAGCAAUGCGUAACGCCCUAAAAAAAUUGCAUCCUUCAAUGAAUUUCUUUGCUUGUUGGUUCCAUUUUACACAAGCAUGCAAAAAAAAUGCAAAAAAGACGCCCGGAUUUGAAAAAAUGGUAAAUUGCAAUAAACAUGCAUAUGUACUCUUUCUCAAGUUUUUGUAUUUACCGCUUCUACCAGCUACAAAAAUAGUCGAAGCAUUUAAUAUGUUGAAAUGCCAAGCAAAAUCUUUAGAAAAUAAGAUGUUUUCUCCAUUUUUAACAUAUUUUGAAAAGCAGUGGCUUAAAAAGGAAGGACCCGAGAACAUAUCGGUUUUUAAGCGUUCAACUCGAACCACCGGGUCUGUUGAAGCGUAUAAUUUGAAUUUAGGCAAUAAGAUUCGAGCAAAAGGGCAUUUUUUCAAAUUUGUACAAUGUUUAAUUGAUGCAGAAUUUGAGAAAAGCCGGGAAUUCGCCCUCCUGUUCCAAAACGCCAGUGUUGGAAAUCAACCAAUAACGAAACAGUUACGUAAUCGUUCUCAAAAAAUCAUGGACGCAAUGGAGUUGUUUGAUAUUGGAGAAAUAUAUAUUCAGGGAUUUUUAACUCGCACGGUUUCGCUAAACGAUCCUCUUGAGAAGAAGGAUAUCUUUAACAGUGUGGAUGACAUGGAAACUAAUUCGUCUGAGCUUAAUUCUUCAACAUCAUCUAUUUCCUCAGACGGUUCCAAUUUAAGUCAGUUGUCGGAUACUGCUAUUGUCCAAAUGAACCCAUGUAAUGUGUGCCUAUUGAAUCCUAAAUCUGUUUUGUUGCGACCAUGUAAUCAUGUUAAUGUCUGCGGCAUAUGUUGGGAUAAAAUUGUCGAAAAUAAUUCCUUGAAAGAUAGUGACAUUGACGAUGAUGAAAGUGGAAAUUUAAAACCGAAAUGUCCCAGCUGUAAUCAGCCUGUUGAUGAGGCAAUUCGAAAUGUUUUUAUUUACAAUUAAAUAAGAAGUCUUAAACA
Molecule: messenger RNA, 1759 nt
Organism: Drosophila rhopaloa
Lineage: Eukaryota; Metazoa; Arthropoda; Insecta; Diptera; Drosophilidae
Exons: 5
Coding region: 192-1742 (516 amino acids)
Source: RefSeq, a predicted model, not a curated record